Cajanus cajan (pigeon pea) is the source of this 778-nucleotide messenger RNA. Its product is annotated as ubiquitin-fold modifier-conjugating enzyme. Lineage: Eukaryota; Viridiplantae; Streptophyta; Magnoliopsida; Fabales; Fabaceae. Gene Ontology annotation, biological process: protein K69-linked ufmylation. The record is from RefSeq and is a predicted model, not a curated record. Gene Ontology annotation, molecular function: UFM1 conjugating enzyme activity. Gene Ontology annotation, cellular component: cytoplasm.
GGGAAGCAGCAUGGUAAUAAGAUAACAGCGUGGGGUGAAAGCAGAGUGAGAGAUGGAAGGUUGGGACCCGAACACGAAGUCGACUUUGACACAGAUCCCAUUGCUGACGAGGAAGGCGGGUCCACGUGACGGCGCGGCAUGGACGCAGAGGCUGAAGGAGGAGUACAAGUCUCUCAUUGCCUACACACAGAUGAACAAAUCCAACGACAACGAUUGGUUCCGCAUCUCCGCCGCCAACCCCCAAGGCACUCGUUGGACCGGUAAAUGCUGGUACGUCUACAACCUCCUCAAGUACGAAUUCGACCUUCAAUUCGAUAUCCCCGUCACUUACCCUUCCACCGCUCCCGAACUCGAACUCCCUCAAUUGGAUGGAAAGACCCAAAAGAUGUAUAGGGGUGGAAAGAUCUGCUUGACCGUGCACUUCAAGCCUCUCUGGGCCAAAAAUUGUCCCAGAUUUGGUAUUGCACACGCACUUUGCUUAGGCCUUGCACCGUGGCUUGCAGCCGAGGUUCCCAUUCUUGUGGAUUCUGGUAUGAUCAAGCACAAAGAUGACACCGCAACCACAUCAACUGAAUCUUAGUUAUCCUAUGUCUCAGUGAAACUGUAAAAGUAGAACUCAGGUUUUUUUGUUGCCUAAUUGGUCAUAAGAAAUAAAAUGAUGAGCCGUAUGACCAUAAAUUUACAGGAUCUUCCUUAUGUAUCUGCAGAUAUUGACAUAUCCUGGCAAAUUAAUAUAUUGCACAUGCAGCAUGGCUAUGAAUAUCUUUUUUUAUCUUAA